Aspergillus uvarum CBS 121591 is the source of this 861-nucleotide messenger RNA. RefSeq lists its product as uncharacterized. Lineage: Eukaryota; Fungi; Ascomycota; Eurotiomycetes; Eurotiales; Aspergillaceae. The transcript has 2 exons. The coding region runs from base 1 to 861 and encodes 286 amino acids. The record is from RefSeq and is a predicted model, not a curated record.
AUGUCGUCCAAUGCUAGCGACUAUAGCGACACUGAAUCACCAAGUCCUCCUCCCCAGCCCAUUUUGACAGCUUGUCAAGACGAACAAGUACUGUCUUUAGACCUCGAGGAGAACGACUUCCUCUAUCGGGUGCGAAAAAAGAAUCGGGUUGUCUACGUUUGGGUCCUCGGUGAAGGCAUCAUCCCUCCAGAUUAUAGGACCGAUAGCUAUCGGAUUCUUCUGUACCUGCGAAGGGUACCACGCUGGGAGGAAGAAUGGACAACACUCACCGUGCGAAACGGAACUCAUGGCCUCGAAAGCACGCUAGAAGAAUUCAAGCCACACGGAUUGAAUCUGACAAAGCUUGACAUCUCAACUGCCAAGUUCUACAAUCUUUCAAGCUUCACAAAAGUGUCGAGAAUCGGUGAUCGUCUCUCCUGUGUACGGGCUGACAACAACAACGAGAUGUGGGUUAUGAAGAUAGCGCGAUUCAAACAUGAGGUCCGCUAUCUGCAGCAGGAGGUAUCCAUCUAUUCCAUCCUAUCGUCCGCUGGCUUUCUACUAGCCCCACACUUUAUUGGAUACGUCUACGAGGGAACAAAGGAUCGUACAAUCGGCUUCCUUAUGGAGAUGAUUUCAGGCCAUCCACCGGACAUAGAGGAUCUGGAAGAAUGCAAAAGCACUAUUCGCCUACUGCAUGCCCUCGGAAUCCUCCACAAAGACACCAAUAAGUACAAUUUUCUGAUAAAUGAGAAAGGCGCCCAGAUUCUCGACUUUGAAUCUUCAGUUGCACUAGGGACCGUCGAUCCGACGGCAUCUCAGAAAGAGCUUGAUGGUCUUGAGGCCAAAUUGAGAGAUAAAUCAGGCGUCGGCAGAAAAUAG